Molecule: messenger RNA, 632 nt
Organism: Microtus oregoni (creeping vole)
Lineage: Eukaryota; Metazoa; Chordata; Mammalia; Rodentia; Cricetidae
Gene: Cartpt
Product: CART prepropeptide
Exons: 3
Coding region: 129-518 (129 amino acids)
Biological process (GO): G protein-coupled receptor signaling pathway; positive regulation of MAPK cascade; cellular response to starvation
Molecular function (GO): neuropeptide hormone activity
Source: RefSeq, a predicted model, not a curated record
GACGGCUGACCCGGGCCCUCCUCCACACCCCCGUCCUUCCUCGCCCCCUCCCUCUUCCCGGCACCGGGUUCAGCCGGCUAUAAGAAGCAGGAGAGCGCGGUGCCCCAGCAACGACUAGGUCCAGCACCAUGGAGAGCUCCCGCCUGCGGCUGCUGCCCCUCCUGGGCGCCGCCCUGCUGCUACUGCUACCUUUGCUGGGUGUCCGUGCCCAGGAGGAUGCCGAGCUGCAGCCCCGAGCCCUGGACAUCUACUCUGCCGUGGACGAUGCGUCCCAUGAAAAGGAGCUGCCAAGGCGGCAACUUCGGGCUCCCGGCGCUGUGUUGCAGAUUGAAGCACUGCAGGAAGUCCUGAAGAAGCUCAAGAGUAAACGCAUUCCGAUCUAUGAGAAGAAGUACGGCCAAGUCCCCAUGUGUGACGCCGGAGAGCAGUGCGCAGUGCGGAAAGGGGCCAGGAUCGGAAAGCUGUGUGACUGUCCCCGAGGAACUUCCUGCAACUCCUUCCUCUUGAAGUGCUUAUGAAGGGUCAACAGCCUCCACCUUACGUUCCCACACCCCUUCUUUUCCCCACAGGAUCACUCUUUUACCCUGGAACCUGGCUUUAGCAACAAUAAAGUCUGCAACCCCCUCCGAGGG